GGGCCCGUCGUCGGUGGCGUGGUACACGCAACCCUAGUCAAGAGGUGGGACGAGAGGGUCGACGACUGCUUGCUUCCACGGUGCCGUUGCCGUUUCCUCGUAGGGGCAAAUACGGCACUGCCGUUCUAGCGCUUCCCUUAGCAAAGAACAAAAGGGAAAGUAGAGUCGAAGCGGCGCGAGCGAGAGCUAGCGAGGGAGAGGUCGCUAUGGUUCUAGGGUUGCAGCAAUUCGUCGAGCGGGUUGGGGACGGGAGCGGGCAGCCCCGCCUGGACGCUGACGCCGGCGAGGAGAUGAUGCACGUCCAGCCCGGCGUGGCCAUCGUCCUCGGCGGCCGGCUGCCGGAGUCCCCCGGAACCCUCUACAUCUCCACCAAGAGGGUGGUGUGGCUAAGCGACGCGGAUAGAGCCAAAGGCUACGCGGUGGAUUUCUUGUCGGUUUCCCUCCAUGCGGUGUCGAGGGACCCGGAGGCGUAUCCCCUGCCCUGUAUCUACACUCAGAUUGAAUCUGAAGCUGCUGAGGAUGAGGAGUCUGAAGGCUCAGAUUCUGAAUGUGGUCAGUAUUUAGAGCUGUCAAAAGUCACUGAAAUGAGGCUUGUGCCAUCAGAUCCUAGUCAGUUGGAUACUCUCUUUGACAUUUUCUGUCAAUGCGCUGAACUGAACCCUGAGCCUCGUGAAGAGGGAGAGGAAGAAAAUAGCUGGUUUUUUGGUGAUGAAGGGAUGGCUGAUGAUGGAAGUGAUUCUGAGUGGCAACCUUCAGAAAAUCUUGUCAACCCCAUUGGUUAUGCAAAUGGUAAUCAUGACCUGGCUCGUCAGGUCCUUGAGCUCCAAAUCAAUGAUCAGCGAUUUGAGGAUGCAGAGGAAGUGGAACAUGAGUCGCAAGGUGGUCGUCAAUGAGCAGAAUACCCAUGCAGAUAUCUUCUUCUGCAGAGUCUGAUGUAUCAGCUCAUGUCAAACUACUAGCGAUGCAGCUUUUGGAGGUGUGUUUUGCUGUCAGCUUACUGAACAUGACUUCUUCUGCCAAGAACGCGAAACUAGGUUAGCUUCAUCUACUAGCAUGCAGCAGACCACCUGGUAGAGUAGUUGUAUCAUGGCUAUUUUUCAUGAAAAGGUCUUGCUGUUGGUCAAGAAUGUAUGUUAGGUUGAUUGUGUCUUGGAGAAUUUACCGAAAGCCUGACUAUUGGAAGCAGCCAUGCCCCAAAUCUGAAGUAAAUAUCGAGGAUUUUGUGAUGCGAUUACAGAAAUUUUAUAUUUAACAUUAGGCCAAUCAGUAGUCUUUGGAGCUGGCAUGUUUCAUGCAAACUGUUCUUCUUUUAAUUCAUACUGGAGUUACGUAUUUUUGUUCA
This is a messenger RNA of Phoenix dactylifera (date palm), 1342 nucleotides long. Its product is annotated as nucleotide-sensitive chloride conductance regulator (ICln) family protein. Gene Ontology annotation, cellular component: cytosol; methylosome; spliceosomal complex. The record is from RefSeq and is a predicted model, not a curated record. Gene Ontology annotation, biological process: cell volume homeostasis; spliceosomal snRNP assembly; mRNA cis splicing, via spliceosome. Lineage: Eukaryota; Viridiplantae; Streptophyta; Magnoliopsida; Arecales; Arecaceae.